Molecule: messenger RNA, 1424 nt
Organism: Stomoxys calcitrans (stable fly)
Lineage: Eukaryota; Metazoa; Arthropoda; Insecta; Diptera; Muscidae
Gene: Gapdh2
Product: glyceraldehyde-3-phosphate dehydrogenase 2
Exons: 1
Coding region: 107-1105 (332 amino acids)
Biological process (GO): glucose metabolic process
Molecular function (GO): NADP binding; oxidoreductase activity, acting on the aldehyde or oxo group of donors, NAD or NADP as acceptor; NAD binding
Source: RefSeq, a predicted model, not a curated record
UUCACGAAACAACAGCACAGUUUGUUGAGUAGCACAGCCCAGUUGAGAGCGCGUAGGAAUUUCUCCAGUUUAUACAAGUGAACUAGAACAACAAAAAAAAAAAAACAUGUCCAAAAUCGGUAUUAAUGGAUUCGGUCGCAUUGGUCGCCUCGUCUUGAGGGCUGCCAUUGAUAAGGGCGCCCAAGUUGUGGCUGUCAACGAUCCCUUCAUCGAUGUGGAAUACAUGGUUUACUUGUUUAAAUUCGAUUCGACCCACGGUCGUUUCAAGGGUACCGUUGCUGCCGAAGGUGGCAAAUUGGUUGUUAACGGUCAAGCCAUCACCGUUUUCAGCGAACGCGACCCCGCUAACAUUAACUGGGCCAGCGCUGGAGCCGAAUAUGUUGUGGAAUCCACUGGCGUCUUCACCACCAUCGACAAGGCCUCCGCCCAUUUCAAGGGUGGUGCCAAGAAGGUUGUCAUCUCUGCUCCAUCUGCCGAUGCCCCCAUGUUUGUAUGCGGUGUCAACUUGGAUGCCUACAAACCAGACAUGAAAGUGGUCUCCAACGCCUCCUGCACCACCAACUGCUUGGCUCCCUUGGCCAAGGUUAUCCACGACAACUGGGAAAUUGUUGAGGGUCUCAUGACCACUGUGCAUGCCACUACUGCCACACAAAAGACCGUUGACGGACCCUCUGGCAAAUUGUGGCGUGAUGGUCGUGGUGCUGCCCAAAAUAUCAUUCCUGCCUCCACCGGUGCCGCCAAAGCUGUCGGCAAAGUAAUUCCUGCCUUGAAUGGCAAACUCACUGGCAUGGCUUUCCGUGUGCCCACCCCCAAUGUGUCGGUUGUCGAUUUGACUGUCCGCCUUGGCAAGCCAGCCAACUAUGAAGCCAUCAAAGCCAAGGUUUUGGAAGCUUCCAACGGUCCCAUGAAGGGUAUCUUGGGCUACACCGAUGAGGAAGUAGUCUCCACCGACUUCGUCAGCGAUACCCACUCCUCUGUGUUCGACGCCAAGGCUGGCAUCUCCCUCAACGAUCAAUUUGUCAAGUUGAUCUCCUGGUACGACAACGAAUUCGGUUACUCCAACCGUGUCAUCGACUUGAUCAAAUACAUGCAAUCCAAGGAUUAAAUUUUCCACCACAGAGGGGAGAGAAGUUUCGAGAAAGAUGAUAAAGUUACAUUUUAAGCAAAACAACAAGAAACCCAUACAUGCUACAGCAAAAAUUUAGAUUUUACGCCCAAAUUAAAAAAAGUUUACAUGAGAUGAAAAAGACGCACAUUAUCAGACAGGAGCUGAAAGCGCAUUUACUCGAAGAAUGAAUAAAUAUUCUUUUGAAAAUUUGUUUUUGAUACAAGUGGAAUAUAGCCUAAUGGCUACAGCUACUCUCUACAAAUAUCUUGCAAACGAACAACAACCACAACCACCUCCUGAACCAUCAUCAGCAACA